GCCGGCAGUCGCCGCGGUCGCCAGACGCCAGUUCGCAGUCGCCAUCGAUAAGGAGACCAGCUAAAGAAGUAUGCUUUGGCGUCCUUUUGAGACUAGUUUUCGAACUUGAGUAUUGUGUCUUAUUUCUCAAGUGAUGUGUAGAGUAUAUUUCAUCAGUAAUAGUUAAUAAAAUAAAUAAUAAAUUGAUUUCCUCAAAGAUGUUUCCAAAUUAGUAGGUGUUUUUGUAUUUUAAUGUAGUUUCUUGAUUACAUAAUAUUUGACGUGCACUGACAAGUGUGUAAAUAAUUAUUGAAUUCGAUCGAGAGGAUAUUAUUUUAUAAAAUGACGGAAGAUAUCCGAGAUAUUUUAGACAUAGACCGUGGCACCGGUCCACAGGUUUCCAAAGAUGAGAUUCUUGGUACGCAAACUAAGAAAAAGAUAUCAUUGCCUUCAGCCACUCGGCAAACUCGACGUCCUGAAGGGAUGGCCAGGGAAGUGUUUGCCUUGUUGUACAAUGAUAAAAAAGAUGUACCGCCGGUUAUCGAAACUGAAACGGGCCCUACGUAUAAACAACAAAAGGCUCGAUUAGGUAUGCGACGAGUUCGGCCAUGGGUAUGGGCACCUUUUGUAAAUCCUGCACGUGAAGAUGGUGUUGCUUUUUAUCAUUGGCGGAGAGUAGCUGAUGAGGGCAAAGAAUAUCCGUUUGCUAAAUUUAAUAAGAAAAUUGAAAUUCUUAAAUACACUGACAGUGAAUAUAAAGAUCACUUACAAUCAGAGUCAUGGAGUCGAGAAGAAACUGAUCGUCUCUUCGAUAUGUGUGAGCGCUUUGAUUUGAGAUUCAUAGUCAUUCAAGGAAGGUGGAACUAUGGAGAGUAUGAAAACGCUGUCAAGCGAACUACAGAAGACUUAAAGGAUAGAUACUAUUCAGUGUGUAAUACAUUAACUAAAAUAAGAGGUGGCAGUGUUAAUGAGACAAAAAUGUAUGACGCAGAACAUGAAACCCGCAGGAAGCAACAACUCGAAAGACUUUAUUGCAGAACUCCUCAACAAAUCGAAGAGGAACAAAUGUUACUACAAGAAUUACGAAAAAUUGAGACGAGAAAAAAGGAAAGAGAUCGUAAAGCUCAAGAUCUACAGAAACUAAUAAGCGCUGUUGACAAACAAAAUGAAAGUCGUAAAAGCUUAAAAAGUGAUAAAAAGACUCCACAUCAUCGCAAACGACUUCCAGUGACUGUUAGGCCAACCAGAGUUGAUCCAAAUAAUUUUGAAGCUACGACAAUAAAAUUUCCAGACAUUAAAAAUAGUGGCGUGUCUACGCGAUCCCAACGGAUGAAAAUACCCGCAAACGUAAGCCAAAAGAAAGUGAAAAAUGUAGAACAGGCCCUACAGUCGUUAAAAAUAAAACUAAAUCCUAUUCCAACCGAAGAAGUUUGUCAGAAUUACAACGAUUUACGAAAUGAAAUUGUUUUAUUAAACGAACUUAAGGCGGCAUGCAGUUCCAGCGUAUUCGAGUUACAAACAUUGAAACAUCAAUACGAAACAUUAAAUCCCGAUGGCGCCUUAAAAUUGGACCCCGAGUUAAUGCAAGAAUUAGCUAGUUUGAGUGUUAACGAAGAUGAAGACGAAACUGGAAUGGAAAAUAAAAAAACACUAAAAGACGAUCAACUUUCAAGUGAAAAUAGCUCUAAUAUUUCAGGCACUAUACCCAGUAGUGUAUUAGACAUAAUUUAAUCUCGCAUAAUGUAUUAUGUAAAAAUAUUACUUAACUUAUACUGUACUGUUAUGUUAAUGGUCAGAUUAAUGUUAUAUUUUAUAUUAUUUCUUUUGCAUAGAAUUGCAUUACCUUACCUUAUUUGUUAAAAUAUAAUUUGUAAAUUAUUACAAUUAGCUGAGAAAAACAAUAACUUAACAAUGUUUAAAUAUUCGUUUAGUUUAUUUAUUAUAGAGUGCAA
Messenger RNA from Adelges cooleyi (spruce gall adelgid), 1931 nucleotides. RefSeq names its product DNA methyltransferase 1-associated protein 1 (gene DMAP1). Gene Ontology annotation, molecular function: transcription corepressor activity. Gene Ontology annotation, biological process: chromatin remodeling; DNA repair; negative regulation of transcription by RNA polymerase II. Gene Ontology annotation, cellular component: Swr1 complex; NuA4 histone acetyltransferase complex; nucleus. The transcript has 8 exons. The record is from RefSeq and is a predicted model, not a curated record. Bases 322 to 1710 code for a protein of 462 amino acids. NCBI's taxonomy places the organism in Eukaryota, Metazoa, Arthropoda, Insecta, Hemiptera, Adelgidae.